Molecule: messenger RNA, 327 nt
Organism: Acanthoscelides obtectus
Lineage: Eukaryota; Metazoa; Arthropoda; Insecta; Coleoptera; Chrysomelidae
Source: the annotation of a GenBank genome assembly
AUGGUCCUGGUGCCAUAUGGGCUCAUCUGUUUCCAUCUGAUCAAACUUUAUACUGAUAAUGAAUCAGCUAACAGAACUUCCCGUAUGUAUAGAUAUGUGGCCUUGUGUGAAGAAGCUAUUGAUAGUACUUCAGACGAAGGCAUGGUUACUUUCCUCAGAGAGUGUUAUGCCAGAAUCUCGCAACCAUUUAGAUUAGAAGAAGACGAUAGCAGUUAUUCUAGCAGCAAGGAUAACGUUGAAAUAUUACCUAAGCCUAGCAUUUUCUAUAAAUUUUCAACUAAUAUUGAUGUCUUCAAAAGUGCUCAAGCCAGCAAAAUUUUCAUGUAG